Messenger RNA from Spirometra erinaceieuropaei, 9025 nucleotides. The record is from the annotation of a GenBank genome assembly. NCBI's taxonomy places the organism in Eukaryota, Metazoa, Platyhelminthes, Cestoda, Diphyllobothriidea, Diphyllobothriidae.
AUGCAGCAGCAAUUCCUUGCAGAAUGGCAGCUUAAUGUGGACAUUGGGGCCAAGCACUACGGCUACUCUGCAGAUGUCUGUCCAUCCACGAUCUGCGGGUGCCUAGAACAGGCACUUAGCUGGCUUCAGGCGGACCAGGUCCCAGUCGCGUUACUGGGUCGUCGUUUCAUACGUCGUCUUCUCAUAUCCCCCUACACAGGGACAGUGAAGGUGAGACCCUAAGAGUUUAUGCAUUUGCAUACAUUGAGCUGUGGCCUUUCUGUGCAUGUUGCUGUACCGAGUCCCCCUUUCAGUUGAUCUGACGGAAAGGUGGUUUGUCACACCAAUGAAGUUCAUCCGGCAUGCCAAUUUAGCUCACUACCGAGACAGAGCCCACAGUUACCAGUAAAAUCACCGCUUACUGGGAACUAGUAGAAACGAAACCAGAUGGAUCCAACUGCCGUUUCAGUUUAGUCGUGGCUCUUCUAUUUGUUGCCCCAUUGGUAAAAGUGGGUUCUUUUCUGUUAUUUUGGUUCCUUUACUGAUAUUCAGCAUGACAGCUUAGAUCCUUAAAACUUCACUGCUGUCUCCAGCCGAUGCGGUUAUUUUUUUGUCCAAUUCGGGAUUCUCUUACCACUCCUUAUCAGCCAAGAGAAAUGUCUCGUUGUUCGUGUCCUAUGGUGUUACCCAACUGUGUCAAUUCUACAUUUUAGGAGCUGGCCCUCUCCCGCCUGUUCGAGCACAUUGAUAUCAACAUUGGCUGUCCUGAUACUGACUCGAAAACCAGAAUCCUUUCUCAUUUACUCUCGCUGGUUAACGACUUCCUGCAGGUCCGCGGUGAUCCACUUCAACCUAACACCUUCCAGCAACUGGAUAGUCGGUGGCCUAGGCUUCAGAAUCGAGCGACAAUGGCGGUAGACCACGUGGUACUUAUUUAAGGCUUUAUUGCUUGCCGGUUGACUCCCGUAAACAGUAGUUUCCUCCCCAGUCCUCAGUAUCUUGAUUUUCUCGUCUUUAUUCUUGAUCAUGCUGCAGGAUCACUUACGCCUUGAGUGCGAUGCGCUUCACCAUAUUAGAAAAUUGUCCUUCUAAGGUCAAGGGGAAACUGUGUUCACUAGCCUGGCUUGGUAGCAGGACGGAGUAAUGGCUCUCCGGUCUGGAAACCUCGGAGACGGAUGCCGACAGCCAGGCCAGAGGUAUUUCCGACGGAGACGCGAGAGGGUGCGACUGCCUGCGAGGACUCUAGACUGGAACUCUAAGUAGAAAUGAACGCCCAUAUUUCGUUCUGCAAUCAAACCGGAUCGAUGACCGUCAAUCCUGGGCGGCUUCCAGUCUUCUCGAUUGUUGCCAGUAGCGCCUAAAGUUCCGAUCAGGGUUUCUCCGCCUUGGGUUCGGAUAUGGCUGUCGGUAAUACUGCUCAGUCGUACAACCAUAUAGCCCUUUCUGCGUUCGCCUACACAACUUUUCCCCUGUCUGACGAUCUGUCUAGGGUGCAGUACAAAAAUGUCCAGCUUCUAUAAAGUAUUACAAGAGGCUUGUGGACUGCUCGGCGGCUCUGCCUAGAUUAUGCGCACUCGCAGGUGGCCGCCUUGGCCCCCUGUUCGUAACUUCAGAUCCCAGCUUUGGAAGUUCGCAUGCAUAUCUUCGAGGUUUUUCCGACCCGAGUUGUUUCAUUGCCUUUCGCCGCAGCAUUUUAGUUUCUGAUCUUCCAAACAAGAGGAGGAAGACUGGAAUGACUACUUCUGGCCUGGGGUUGCUGUAUGACAGGCUGACGAUGACAAGUAAGCCAGAAGGGGGAACGUCCAUUUCCCUUCUCAUUGCCGAUGAUACCUCCUGAGUAUUAGCUGUUCGUCGUAGUCAGGCUGCCCGCGAGGUGACUGAAAAACAAGAAGAAACGACCACCUCCCAUUCUGUAGUCGGAUGAGGUCCAUGUAUGCCAACUCUACGCAGCUUCGACGUUUCUCUCUCAACGUUUGAUAUAUUUUCAGUUGAGAGUGAAGGCCUUAUCUCGAAGUAUAACCCUUUGAACCUUCGAAUCGCGUGCUUUGGAAAUACUUACCGGCAAUUCACGUUAUUAAUCGAGAGUCCACCAUGUUUGUCAAUGUCUCAACUUUUUGGACUCAUUUGGUCGCACCUGAAGAGGAAGCCUAGAAUCAUCCACUUGACUUACACUGCCGGGAUGCCUUCGUUUGACAUAUUGAUCCUUGCAGGCGAAGUCUCUAAUAAACUGCCUCCCGAGAUUUCGUUUCGACUUCGGACUAGUCACUUUAAAGCUGACGUUUCUCCUGUCUUUGUGAUACGACUAUUUCACCAGCAAAACCAGCCAUUUGAGUCAUUAAAUUGACCGAAUCGGACAGCUUAAUGUUAGUAGGUCCGGUCCAGAUUCAUACAUUAACAAAAGUGGCCGAAAUACGAAAAAUGAGAACACGAUUUAAGUUUAUAGUAGUCGACUUCUGUUAGCGGUUUUUAGAAAGUUUCCGGACUAUCUCAAAAAACAAGGACAGUCGGUAGUUUUUAUAUCCCCUUCGCUUCUCAAUCAACAUAAGUGAUCAGUGAAAGACUUGUUGUCCAUGAACAACUGUACUAGUUUUAAAGCAGACUCCCCUGUCCCGACAUUGUUUCCGUAAAAAUUGAAAUUAGAAAGAAUGAAAAAUUUGGAAUGAAACUUGUUCUAAACUGAAGCGGAAUAGUUUCUUCAGCAGGCAGCAGUAAUAUGUCAUAAAAAGAAAGUUGGCACACCGUUAACUUCAUUCUUGGAGAAAGUGUUUACCGGUUCGCGGAAAUCUCAGAAUAACUAGUAAUUAUAGUGAAGAAGUCGGCCGAAUCCCAGGACUGUUUUCAGGUCUAUUGCGUGCCACUUGAAGGGGUGAGCUGAGUUGGCGGGAUUUCUUUUGAGCGGUCUCGAAACUUUACCGAAGUUCAUUGGGUGGGAACGCCUGAUUCUUCACCGAAGCCGUAUUAUUUUUUCUCCAGGAUAGCUCGCCGGCUCAUUUCACAUAUUCGACGGGGUGAAUUCUCACUUGUUUUUCUAAAUUGUUCAGUCAUCCAUUAUCCACGGCUUUGCUUUAACUCACAACCUCUCCUUGUUCUGGUCUAGUCGCGAUGUUUUUCACAUAGACUUAAAAGAAGUCGUUUGCUUCUCAUUACACUGAUUAACAGUGUAGUAUAGUUUACGGGUACAUUCAAACCAAGACAGGGAACGUGUGGGAAACUAACAUCCCGAAACUUAGUAUUUCCACUUUUCCAACUGCGGUUAUUAGUGUACUCACUCCAAGUUUUCUGACGCUCAAGUAAUCGAGUUCGGUCUUCUCACUUCUAUGGUCAAUCCCCGUUUCCUUUCAGUGUGAGCUUUACUCAUUGAUAAAAACCUUCAUUCUCCCCUACUGACUUCUGCUUUUUCAACUUCAGCUGCGCACUUCUAGCCCUUACUGCACCGAGGCCUUCGUUUUCCUCGAAGAGCUUUUCACAUGCUGUCGGCGCUCUCUUUCCGUCCUCUCCUUGACAGAAUCUGUGGAUUGUGCUUUGAGGAAUCAGUAUUUGAGGCAUCUAAGCAUGGUAACUGCUGCUAUUUGAUAAACCUCCUUCCUUGCAGCUGAUUGUCCAAUUCCUUCAUAUGGUGUUUGUUGACUCUCAAGGAAAGUAACCGCGUUCCAAUAAAGAUUUAAUUUCUACUUGCAUGGUGUAAAGUAGCAAUUAUCUUUUUAAAUUUAUUUCUUUUAGGCUCCUCCCUCAAUUUAUCGAGCUCCUUGCUAGAUCAACUUCUACGUCUGGUGGAGAAGUUGACAGAGCUUAUCCUUUAUGGGUCCAGCAAGUUCACUUUCACAUCAAAACCAUCGCUCUUCUCUGCAAAUGAGUGUGAAUACUUGGUGACCCUGAUCUGUGACAUUUCCUUUUCGACUGACCCCGAUUCCACCCUGCUCUUACAGCACUUAGCCGCUUCUGGAGAUGCGCAUAGUCAUGAGUGGCGUUUGCUCAAUCUUUCGCCAUGUCGGACCCUCCUCUACAUCGUUGUGCGUGUCGCCGGCUCACUCCGUUAGUUCAUUUUUUGACGAGAGUUUUCGCUUCCCAUUUGAUCCCUCAGGCCCUUCCUUUUAGAUGCUAGGGCUUAGAAAUAUUGCUCACCGUAUCUAUUUCCCAUGCAGAUAGUCAAAUUUGUGCAGUUUGCUGAGACCCAUAUCACUCCUGCGACUUACUCAAUAUUUUUAUGUAUUCAGUGCCCGGAACACAAGUGAAUCGCUGGUGAGAAACCCUUGCCAUUUCUUGGGGAUAGCAGGGGAGGCGGGUCCCUGCCUAUGUGGGUCUCAACCUGCCGCUUGAAUUGCAACCUUUGCACUUCAUUGUUUCACUUGGAACCAGAAACCGGACCGUUGAGCAGCGUGAUGACGCGACCUGCCUCAUAUGAAAAAAAUUUUCAGAACGCUGGGGAAAGUCGUAGAGUUAGUGGAAAUCGAGGCGAAAGGACUCACAGCCCUUCCUGACUGUUUCUAACUAUACGUUGAGAUUUACCCUGCUUCCAACGCAGGUAAUAGCCAACUGUUCAGGCACAUUUCGCCGACUUCGUGCGGCUGUAAGGGAGUUGGCUAGGCAGUGGGUCAUCCAACGUUCCAGAUGCGAUUUUUGGACUAGUUUAAUAUUAAAAUUUCGUUAGAAAUCAGUGUGUUCACUUGGAGUAAAGCCAUCAGGGCAGUAGUUUUGGGGUUGGCCCGUUUUUAAAUAAGAAUUCCUAACUUGCAGAUGUCAGCGGCUACCUUGUGAAUCAGGUGCCACUCAUUUCGUACGAGAGUUGGGACGCCCUUGAAAAAUGGAAUUUAUUUAAAACUAUAUCUUCCCCGACCCGUGUUGGGCCUUCCUCCCGACCCGCAACUCCUUUUCCCGCACUUAUUUUCAUUGCUAAAGAAAUAUACCUACUUUAGUGGUAUGUUUUUGUACCUUGUUGCCGCCCCCCCUGAGCUAGUCCCGUUUUUUGUCCUGCACACUCUUUCAUCCUUCGAACUUGGGACAUACGAAGCAGGCGAAUAGCAUCCGUUUCUACUACCAGUCCAAAGUCGCCCUACAGUAGAGAGGGUCAAAUGAGAGAGAGAAAAAGAGAGACUAUUUAGUGACUACAGUUCUUCCUUUCCAUUCCGUCCUUUCAAUCCAGCCUUGGAGUCUCCGCGGCUGCCCUUCCUUUUGGACGCCUUUGGAAAGGCAGUUGUGGCUGCAGACUCUACCAACUGCCCCGACCACAACGGAACCUCGCUGGAAAGAAACACUGUCCAAAUUUUUCUGACAGACGACGUGCGCCUGUUCCGCGUGCUUUUGACGCUUCUCCAGUUGGAAAACAAGCUAAUAAAAGCCAGGUGUGUGUGUGUACUCUGUUUUCUCCCUCUGAUUGACCUUGCUCCAAUAUAAAGGCAGGGCACGACUGCAUAUGCAAUUGUCUGGUCUGAUUCCAACACGUUGACUGAACGGAACAACACAACGCGGCGAAAAAUGAGCCCGGACUUUUAGCGUUCCAGGUUUGCACUUGUUUACAUCAAGGUGUCCUUCUAAUAGUUACAAAGUGGUUGCGGACGCCUGUAAAUUUCGUGAUGUGUGUAGUCUUCAAGCAUAGUUCCUGGUGAAAUUAGGAUUGACUGUUCAGAAAAAUGAACUACCUUGCUUUGUGUAAGACAGGUUGCAUGAGUAUGUCAUUACACACUAUUGAACCCUCCGUAGGCCAGCUGUCUACGAGUCGACCUGUUUUUGUAGGUAAUUCUUGCUUUCACUUCACCGUAGUGCUGCUUGCUUAUGAAAAUUGAAAGCUGAAAGUUGAGAGUUAUUUUAGUACGUUACUUGUGGGCGUCAAUUAUGACAACUUACGCCUUGAGUGGACAAUAGGUCUACCAGUUAGUCUACUUUCUGGCCACUCCACGCGUCCACGGGUGGCGGAUGAUGGCACGGCUUUCAGUGAGGGUUAACUGAAAAGUAUGCACUCCCAGGUCUGACAAAUAAUCACCGGUGGACCAAAACCGACAGUGCCACUAGUUUGGACAGGGCUGAGGUCAAGCACACCGACGGCCUUGCAAAGUACUGCGAAGUCCGGUGACAGCACUAUGUUAUGGUGACCCUUAAUGGCAUUAGAUUAAUUCACCUGUUCCACCGAGCUAAAACGUUAUAGGAGCCAGGCCUGAAAAAAAAACAAUCUGAGUGGCCAUUGGAGACCGAGCUGUACUCGAAACCUCCGCAUAUGUGUCACAAAGUAGAUGCCCAAACACACUGCUAUGAGCCAUGCCAUGACGUCCGCUGAACGGACGCGCGUCCUUAAUAUCUGAUGCUAGAAUUUAAGCACAGUCCUCGAUCCCAGACCGUGUGCGGUUUACACCAAUACAACGCUUGUCUGCCGUCCGAAUCCCAAACCGAGGCCCCUAGGGCGUGGAACUCCUGAGGGCAAACUCCAUUCGCCCUCUAUCUCACCGGGGCCUCUGCGACUCCUCCGGUAGACAUGGUGUGGCAACUGCCCACCAAAGCAGUACUUUCAUGAGGACCUGUAAACGACCGCGUAACUGAAGGAGUUUUUACCAACAUAAUUAUAACUUCUUUCUAUGCGCAAACAUUAACUGCCUGCCAGGGCGUUAAUGGAACCUCUCAUCUGCAAGAACUGGCCGUAAACCUCCUUCCUUGGAUUUUCUAUCUGUUGCUGCUAGACUGAAUUGCUGCUCUGUGUCUGGCGAAUCUCCAAACAGUCAUCUGAUUGAAAGCUUUGGGCUUGGUCCUCGAUAUGAUAACAGUGAAGAACUGCUGAACUUCGCUGAUCAGAAGUGGCUGUUCGUCAUCAACAUAUGUCCCCAGCACCACCGCAAACAUCUGGUAACCUGGCAUCCCAACGAUAAUCGUGCAAGUAUCCAGAUUGACUGCUUUUUAUCGUCCAGUUCCAUAUAAUGACGGCUAAGUCAGCUGUGCAAGACCUCAAGAAGCUGGAAAAUAACGACUUUCAUGGGUAGAUUCGAGAUGUCGGCGGCAAUCGACAACUCUACCAGCUUACUCACAAAAUGCAGGUUUUCUGCACUGAGUGAUUCCGUUCCUGGUAUCACUGCUGAAAAACCAGCCAAGUCCGAUUGCUGUCCUGAACACAUUGGAGGCCUUUUAAACUUCAUCGACCAGCCCAUCGACUCUCUUUUUCCUGCAGCAAAGUUUCGUUCUUCUGUAGUUUAUGCAGUGUCGUGUAGCCCUCCUUCCGGAGUUCAAACCACUGCUGCAAUCUGGAGGCUGCACACCAACUAGGCGUUUGGAAAGAAUUGAGCCUCUGUUGAGGGCUACAGGUCUAGAGGCGGCAAUGACGACCUGACUUGAUGCGAUGGUUGAACAGGCAUUGGGAGAUAGUGUCGUCGUCGAUGGUUGCGGUUCGACUUUCACGUGACUGCCUUCAAGAUGGGAAAUAAGGCGUAAUACGAGAAGUCUCGACAACACUGCUCCAAAGGCCUUUGCCACUGUCACACCUAGGUGCUUCCAAAGUGUCCAUAAGUCAAUAACGGUACCCAACCAAGCCGGGUUCCUGGGUGGACGUGGCUACUUCGACCAAAUAUUAAAACUACGGCGCAUUCUCGAGCUCCGUCGUUGCCAUUUGCGGUUUUCUGUGGUGUUGAGUUUAAGACUGGACUCCGGCUGUCCGAUCUUGACUACUUUGACGAUAUUGCUGCGCUGGCGGUAAGCUAUGAUAUACAGAAUCCGUUUUCUCCCCUGAACACGGUCGGUAAAUUUGUUUAGUUCAUUCAUAACUGCCGCGAAAAUCACGAUAUCCUCGUGAAAAUCACCCGUGGUCAGGAGGCAUCCCCUGACUAAUCGCUGUAAGCUUUAAGAAGUGGACAAUUUCAAUUAUUCGGGGGCGGAAUCGUGAAAUGAACGGAGUAAGAACAACACCAUCCUAGCCAAUGCUUCCCUCAGGGUUUUCGGAAUCCUUUUAAUUAUUUAUGGACCAGCGCUGCAAGAAUCCGAAUGCACCGGUGGGUGUCCUCCGGUUCAGUCCUCCUGUACAGUUGUAAAUGCUUGUGCUAGAGGUUCGAGAUUGCUGACCACUGCUGUUCGAGAAUUUUCUUUAGAAUUAGGUACUCUUAUAUCUUGAAUGAGACAGUCCUCACCGGCAGCUACGUCGCUAGUGUUUGUCAGGUUAUCUAAGGAAGGCCAUUAAAGUGACUCAGGCACGCUCAGUACGCCUGCCUACAUGGGGACGACAGAGGUCGGCGCAAAAUCUGGCCCACGGACGUGUUUCCUACAAAAUAUGUCCUUGUCACUGUGUAAGAAUGGCCGGACAUCCUAGAUCUCGUGAUGCCGACCGUCGUGCGAAGUACUUCGCACAAAGUCAUUAAGAUCGACUAGAUCAGGCGUGACCAGCUGUAUCAAGUAGAAGUGCGCUUAAGUCAUAAGUGUCUCCAGUUUCUAGUUGUCGUCCACAGAUCGUUCGCUGCUUAGGUAAGUUCUAACUGAAGGCAGCAAUUUCAAGGCUUUUAUGGUCAACAUCAUCCUAGAUGCUUAACGAGCAGAUUUUGUUGGACCACCCGACCUCAUCGAGCUGCCUCUCCCGUCUUAUUCUCUUCUUCCUCUGUGCCUUUAUUACUAACCUCUCGCAGCGUGAUUCUCACAAGCAUCUUCAUCCACUAUUUUCGUUCUCAGGAUGCCCAUAUUAGGCAAAGUGCCAUCGGCACACCAGCUUUUUGCCGAGCUCCUCAGGUCCAUCUGUUUCGAACACUUCACGGUUCUUGAUUGGCUCGUCUCGCCCGAGACUGACUGUCUUGCAUAUCUGCUCUCCUACUGCAAGCGUGUUGUGGCCUCGUCCGCGACCACGGCUGACUUGCACCAGUCGAAUGUCUGGGCCCUGCCGGUGGCACCCUCGCCAGCGACUCACCACCAUCCCGACCCCGGCUCUCCGAACGGUGGUACUGCGGGGUAUCCCAGCCAGGAAAUCGUGACCUUUCUGCGCCGUUUAUCUGCCAGUCUCCGCCUUCACGAGUCCCAGGGAACCAUGCCCUAUUCGCCGCGUCUUCUCAUCUCCCGACUACAGGCUGCCGCAGAUAUAAUAUCAAGAUCCUGA